Molecule: messenger RNA, 1005 nt
Organism: Thunnus maccoyii (southern bluefin tuna)
Lineage: Eukaryota; Metazoa; Chordata; Actinopteri; Scombriformes; Scombridae
Product: probable E3 ubiquitin-protein ligase ARI5
Exons: 4
Coding region: 55-876 (273 amino acids)
Source: RefSeq, a predicted model, not a curated record
GCAGACAGAGAAGCAGUUUGUCCACGGAGGAAAGAGAAGCUGAUCUAAAACAAAAUGUCUACACAGAAUCAGGAGGAAAAAAGAUACGACCCCAGAGACACGACUCUGAAAUUUGUCAACAGACCAGAUGAUCUGGAUCCACUACCCCCAGAGGAAGGAGACCAGGGUCUCCGAGCAGAGAUGUCCUGCGGUCAUGCCGUCACUCCAGAGUCGCUCACUGGGUGGUGUCGCAGUCUGCUGGAUCAGGGCCAGUACAAAUUUAAGUGCCCUGCUUUGAAGGAUGGCACCUUACACAAGUGUGAUGCUGAGUGGUCUUAUCAAGAGGUGCGCAGGCUGGCAGUGCUGACAGCUGAAGAGAUGCAGUACUUUGAAGAGAACAUCGCUCGUCUGGCUGCUACCGAAUACUGUGAAUUCAAAACAUGUCCUGGGUGCAAAACCUGUGUGGAGAGAGAGGACCUCACCAAUCUCUGUGUGCAUUGCACAAUCUGCACAGCAGAUAAGCAGAAAGUCUAUGAGUUCUGCUGGCAGUGUCUGAAGCAGUGGAAAGGUAAAGCUCCACGCUCUGACCGCUGUGACAACAAUGGCUGUGUCAACCAUGACCUCGAGCUGCUCAAGAAUUGCAAGAUGACCGCCCUCCCUCAGGUGGAAGGGGUCAACGAGUGUCCCUCCAUCCGGGCCUGUCCCACCUGUGGUCAGAGGGUGGAGCACGACAAGACGGGCUGCAAGAAUGUCCUGUGUCCUCGCUGUCAGAUUGAGUUCUGCUUUGUGUGUCUGAAGCUCACUCCUGAGUGCCUGAAGACAAGUUCCUACUUCAUCCCCUGCAGUGGUGGUGUGGCUCCCAGACAAACCUCCAUACCCGUGUGGCACAGAAACUAAGAGGGAAUAUGCACACACAAUCUGUACUCAUAAUGUGUAUUUACAGCUUUCUUCUGUCACACUAAACUUUUCCUGUUAGAUUUCAUUGGGAGAUGCUCAUUGCAACAGUAACCAAACAUGUAGUCUUCA